Lactuca sativa (garden lettuce) is the source of this 900-nucleotide messenger RNA. Lineage: Eukaryota; Viridiplantae; Streptophyta; Magnoliopsida; Asterales; Asteraceae. The record is from RefSeq and is a predicted model, not a curated record.
AUGACAUCAUCAUCACCGGUAACAACUCCACUGUUGUUGACUCAAUCAUUCAGAAACUCAAUUCUCUUUUUUCACUUAAGGAUAUGGGACAGCUACACUAUUUUUUUGGGAGUUGAAGUUGUUCACAAGGGGUCUGACUUGGUUCUUUCCCAACGGAAAUAUAUUCGUGAGAUCUUACACCGUGUUGGUCUUGCCGAGUGCAGGCCAAUAUCAACUCCUAUGAGCACUUCUCACGUGUUGUUACCCGAUGAUAGCCCCUUACUUGAUGAUCCCUCUCGUUACAGGCAGACAGUUGGAGCUCUUCAGUAUGCUACUCUUUCUCGUUCUGAUAUUGCUUUUGCAGUUAACAAAGUCUGCCAGUUCAUGCACGCUCCUACUGAGAACCAUUGGGCCGGUGUCAAACGCAUCCUUCGUUAUCUUAAGGGCACCAUCGACUUGGGGUUAUGGAUUCGACAUAAUACGGGGUAUCAGCUUCAAGCCUUUUCAGAUUCCAAUUGGCACUCCAAUCUUCAUGCCUUCUCGGACUCUGACUGGGCAGGUUGCCCAAUCGAUCGUCGAUCCACGGGGGGAUUUGCUAUCUAUUUAGGUUCGAAUCUCAUCUCUUGGUUUGCUCGCAAGCAGAAAACUGUAUCUCGAUCUUCAACAGAGUCUGAGUACAAGGCUAUUGCAGAUAUUGUUGCUGAAUUGAUUUGGUUGAAGUCCUUGCUUCGAGAACUUGGUUUGGCCAGCACGGCACCCACACUUUGGUGUGACAAGCUUGGUGCAACAUAUCUCACGGCUAAUCCAGUUUUUCACGCUCGUACUAAACAUGUUGAAGUUGACUAUCAUUUUGUUCAUGAACAAGUAACUCAGGGAAAACUAAAUGUCAAAGUUCAUCUCUACAAACGACCAAAUUGCUGA